UUCAUUUUUUUUAGUAAUGCUCAUGUUGAGGGUUAGGCCCCAAAAAAAUAUAAAUUCGGAAACCGUAAUGGGUUUCCAUGCGAAUGGUCUGGCAAGGUUUGAAUUUUGGUUGGCAGUGAUACAUUGUUGUGCAUAUAAAAAUGCUUUGAUCCACAAUCAAUGCAUACAGAUCUUCCAUAAAAAAACGCUCCAAAAAAAUCAAGGGAAGUAGUUAAAUUAGCUAUUUCCACCUGAAUUCUGGGUUGGGCAGUGAAUGGGGAAAGUAUGGGUGCUGCAGAAUUUGUGGGCUGCCAAUCGGGAUUUGCAAGUACAUCCGGAAGGAUACUAGGGGCUCUACAGGCCUGUGUGCUAGUUCUUGGUGGUUGUGGGACAGUACUUGUGCUCGCCACCGCACCAGCUUGUACUGCACUUAUGGGACUCACCACAUUGCCAAAUCAUACUGCAGUGCUAGUAUGUGAAAGACCAGGAUCUACUAGAUCGCUGGUACUCGCAGGUUCACCAAAAGGUAGCGCGGCACUAGUACUGGCACUCUGCUACAUAUGAGAGUCAUCAAAGUUU
Molecule: messenger RNA, 558 nt
Organism: Staurois parvus
Lineage: Eukaryota; Metazoa; Chordata; Amphibia; Anura; Ranidae
Source: the annotation of a GenBank genome assembly